Messenger RNA from Salmo salar (Atlantic salmon), 3179 nucleotides. Its product is annotated as E3 ubiquitin-protein ligase znrf2. Gene Ontology annotation, biological process: protein K48-linked ubiquitination; proteasome-mediated ubiquitin-dependent protein catabolic process. Gene Ontology annotation, cellular component: cytoplasm; intracellular membrane-bounded organelle; membrane. Gene Ontology annotation, molecular function: ubiquitin protein ligase activity. Lineage: Eukaryota; Metazoa; Chordata; Actinopteri; Salmoniformes; Salmonidae. The record is from RefSeq and is a predicted model, not a curated record.
CAUUGCUUAGCUCCUGUCAACAAUCACAGUCAGCAGACGAAACUACAGCAGAGCAGAUAGAGAUCAUAGUGACGCCGCUUUCGUUUCGACAGUCAGUAAUCGAGAAAUGUCGAGAAAGUGCAUACAUAGUCACUAAAGUGGUCGGACCUACUGUCGCGGUGUAGGAGUUGUUGUGCGGCAAACCGCCAUGAUCAUAGCGCAUGGAAUAUUGGAAUGAUGCCGCGACGCACCAAUAAACUUUGAUAUGGAGAAUGAAGCGAUUUGGUAGUCAAUUUUGUCGUAUUUGAUUUUACUUUUGACUUUUCAAGAGACUUUUAUUACUUUGGCUGUUUCUGCUGUUAACACAACUACUGGACUGGACACUCAUGCGCGCUAUGUCUCUCUUGUGACAUCGAGUUUCAGCGUUUUUUCAAGGCUAUUUAUGGUUUAUUUGAAUAGUGACAUGAUAUAAACACUGAUAUAUCGAUUAAACAUCUAUCUGAAGCUUUGCACAUUGUGUAGGACCAUUUUCAACACCUGUCCCUGAUGGGCUUCAUGAGAGUGAAGAGGACUUUCUAGGACUGUUCUGUUUUAUAGACCUUAUAGGACUUCAUAUCUUGGGGAAGUUAGAAUAGGACAGGAUCCACCAUGGGUGUCAGGCAGAGUAGCCCCGUGGCUGAGAGUCGAACCCGGGCGUAUUCUAGCCCUGUGGAACCCUCUGGAAGCAGCACUACCCCAGGGAUCAGAUACACAGCCAGUCCUGGCGGACCCAUAAUUCGCAACACCGGAGGGACCCAACCCAGCUCCUACCACCAGACAGGGAUGAGUAUACCCCAUGGUGGCCGGAGCAGCAGUCUGGACCAGGAGGAGACAGAUGGGGAGAGAGGAGGAGAACACCAGAUGAUGAUUGGCUCUCUACCACUUCACCUGACCCCUCACCUACUGGGAGGCUUUCUCUGUCCUGUUUGCAGUAAGUUUGUGGCGUCAGAUGUGAUGGAGAUCCAUCUGAUCGUGUGUCUCACCAAAUCACGACUCCGCUACAACGAGGAUGUUCUGGUGAAAGAUAGUGGGGAGUGUGCCAUCUGUCUAGACGAGAUGGAGCAUGGACACACCAUCUCUAGACUCCCCUGUCUCUGUAUAUACCACAAAGGGUGUAUAGACGAGUGGUUUGAGGUGAAUCGUUCGUGUCCAGAGCACCCCUUGGACUCCGGGCUCAGAUUCCCACAGAAUGUCUACCAUCUAUCUACUUCAUCCACAUCAUCAUGACAUGCUGGCCUAUGAAUCUACUUCAUAUAGAUCUAUGUCUGACCUGCUGGUCUGUUAAUCUACUUUACCUAUCAACGUCUGACCAGUGACACGAGCCUGUGAAGUUUAGCAGAGCUGGGAAUUGCCAGGAACCUCACGAUACGAUAUUAUCACGAUACUUACAUUUCUUUUUUUAAAGUUUAGUCAUUUAGCACAGUGGUUCCCAGGAUGGGCGCGGGGGUCUCAGUCCAGCUUUAAACUUGCUCUUGAAAGUUGUAAUAGUAGAAUGCACAAGGUGCAAUUUAUAAAUUGGGCAGUGUAUCAUCAGUUCCUCUUGUCAUGUUAGUCAUUUCAGACCUCAGAGAGAUAUUUAUAACUUGUCAGAAAUGUCCAGAUCAACUAGUCCAUGUCAGCUAACAUUUUUUAGCUAGGUUUUUUAGCCCACAGAUAUUGUUGUAAUGUUUUUGUCACUCACGUGAAUACACAUUAGACAUGGCAAAAUGUAUAUAAUUGCAAGAAAAUUUGAUUUAAAACUGCAGAAUUGUAUUUGCACAAAAUGUGUAGAAUUGCAUGAAAUAAGCUUUAAACCUGCAAAAUUCUCUCCAACAAGAGGGGUGUGAACCACCAACAGUGAUUGUGCCCAUAGAAAUAGACGUGGUGUGUGUGCGCGCAGGGGAGGCCCGGGAUGUUCCCCACUGCUGGAAGUGGGGCCCCGAGUGAAAAGGUUUGGGAAACCCUGAUUUAGCAGACAGUCUUAUCCAGAUUAACUUACAGUUACUGCAUUCAUCUUAAAAUAGCUAGGUGGGACAAUCACAUAUCACAGGCAUAGUAAGUACCCGUGGAGGCUGAUGGGAGGAGCUAUAGGAGGACGGGCUCAUUGUAAUGGCUGGAAUGGAAUAAAUGGAACGGUAUCAAACAUAAAAAAUAUGGAAACCAUGUGUUUGACUCAUUUCCAUUAAUUCCAUUCCAGCCAUUACAAUGAGCCCGUCCUCCUAUAGCUCCUCCCACCAGCCUCCACUGAUAAGUACAUUUUUCCCAAAGUCAGAGCUAGAAGGGGGGUGGGGGAGGGAGUCGAGUGCAAGUGUUGGUUCAUAAACUACGUAGGUGCCAAUACGAUAUGUAUUGCGAUUCUAUAUGUAUUGUGAUUUUAAUUGCGAUUUGAUGUUCCAAACAUAUUUCUCACCAUAUGUCUGCUGCAGAGAGACAGGAGAGAGCAUGAAAACGAGUUUUGAUCAUUCAGUGAAAUAAGAGCUGAAAACAUGUUGGCUCAGUAUUUAAAAAGAAAAUGGAGAACAAGCUAUAGGAUGAAAAAUAAGUGAGUUCUGGCGCAGGUACAGCUGACUAGUACUAGCAAUCAUUAUUAUUUGUAAAUCUUUUAUUUUAACAAAUCAAAGCUUGGAGUCACAUAUUGAUAAUAUGUCCAAAAUAUCACGAUAUGUAACUGUGUACAUUUUCCCCAAAUCACUACUGGUUUGCCUCACUCACUUGCUAAAAGACUAAACGGGAUAACCUGAAUAUACACUUAGUAUACACUUAAAGGCACAUUUACAGACCAUAGACUUCAAGUGUGGAGAACGGGCCAGGACCCAAUUAUGGGUCUUCUGAGAGUGUUGGUGGACUGCUAAAAGAGCAGAGUUCUGGUGCCCGACUGCAGUCAAUGACGUGGCACGCAACCAUUGGUUGAAGCAUGCAACGUCUGAGCAGGGUAGCGCGACCAUCACCUCCUGCGAUCUAAUCCUCUCAGAUUUACACUAGUUUAGUGAGUAGGGUUGAAUUUGGGAUGAGGGGCAUACGUUCAUUGAUUUCAUAUUACUGUAUGACAAUGUAAUAAUGAGUUUGUUGAUCAUCAGCUGUACUGCUGCGGAGUGAGGGAAUUUAGAGAAUUGUAAGUGCUGUGACUGAAACAUGCUGCUAAUUUUGAGUCUCAAUUACACACAUUUAUGUCAAUUAUGAAA